Molecule: messenger RNA, 5233 nt
Organism: Pristis pectinata (smalltooth sawfish)
Lineage: Eukaryota; Metazoa; Chordata; Chondrichthyes; Rhinopristiformes; Pristidae
Product: HHIP-like protein 2
Exons: 11
Coding region: 404-3205 (933 amino acids)
Biological process (GO): potassium ion transmembrane transport
Cellular component (GO): membrane
Molecular function (GO): potassium channel activity
Source: RefSeq, a predicted model, not a curated record
ACGUGUCUGUGUGGAGAUAUAAACGGCGCUCUCUCCUUCCUCUGCCGAAAGAUCAACUUCGCGCCUGCAGAUAUCGGGGGAGAGAGGGGAAAGUGAGAGAGGAGUCGGUGUUGAGGGGGAGGGAGAGGCAGAAAGUAAGACGGGGAAAAGGAAGGAGAGAGAAGGGAAAUACAGAGAGGGGCUCUGAAGGUGGUGGGGAGAAAGGGAGAGGCUGUGAGUGAAACAGAGGGGGGAGAGCAGGGAGAGAGGAAGAAAAAGACUGGGAGAGAAAAAUGAAAAGCGGGAGAGAGAGAUGCAGAUAGGAAAAGGGAGAAAUAGAGACGGAGAGAAGAGGCAAAUGAGAGGCUGAGUCGGCGAAUUUUAAGCUUUAGUUUCCCUGCUUGAAACGACAUCCCAUGACAGGAUGAACCGCUCCUUCAUCGCCAGCCUGUUCCUUCUGAUGGUUUCGGUACAACCGGCGAUUUCCCACCCCCAGUGCCUGGACUUCAAGCCCCCGUUCCAGCCCUCCGAGCCACUGUCCUUCUGCACCAUGUACUCCUCGUUUGGGUGCUGCGAUGCCCGCAGGGACUCCGCCAUCUCUCGGAAGUACCGGCACAUUCUCAGCUUCUUCCAUUCCACCGCCAUCCCGGUCUGCGCCAAGUACAUCCAGGAACUCCUGUGUCAGCGCUGCUCCCCGUUCGCCGCCCACCUGUACGACGCGGAGGACGCCAACACGCCGGUCCGCCAGCUACCGGGGCUGUGCGCCGACUACUGCACCGACUUCUGGCGGCUGUGCCGCUCGGCCCUCAGCCUGCUGCUGCCGCCGGACGGCGGGGACGGGAUGGGCGGGCGGGCUCCCGACUCGGACCGGGAGACGUUCUGCGGCGCGCUGGUGCUGCGCGACCCCGACUACUGUUACCCGCGGGUGGCGCGCGCCGGCCGGCUGACGGCGGCGCUCGGGCGCGUGCAGGCGGACGCGAGCGGCUGCCUCCAGCUCUGCCUGCGGGAGGUGGCCAAUCAACUGCGGAACCCGGUCGCCAUGGUGACGGCCGGCGACGGCACCCACCGCCUGUUCGUGGCCGAGCAGCUGGGCCUGGUCUGGGCCUACCUGCCCGACGGCUCCCGCCUCAGCCGCCCCUUCCUCAACCUGACCCAGGCCGUGCUGACCUCGCCCUGGGUGGGCGACGAGAGGGGCUUCCUCGGCCUGGCCUUCCACCCCGACUUCAGGCGCAACGGCAAGGUCUACGUCUACUACUCGGUCUACGCCCGCAAGGCGGAGAGGAUCCGCGUCGGCGAGUUCCACCUGCUGCCCGGCGACAUGAACGCGCUGGACCCGGCGUCCGAGAGGGUGAUCCUGGAAGUGGUGGAACCUGCCUCAAAUCACAAUGGGGGGCAGCUCCUCUUUGGAGAUGACGGGUACUUGUACAUCUUCACCGGAGAUGGCGGACGAGCUGGAGAUCCCUUCGGAAAGUUCGGAAAUUCACAGAAUAAGUCAUCACUACUGGGCAAGGUGCUGAGGAUCGACGUCAACCACAAUGAUAACGGACCCCCAUAUCGCAUCCCCCCGGACAAUCCGUUCGUUGGGGAAUGGGGAGCGAGGCCUGAGGUCUAUGCCUACGGGGCGCGGAACAUGUGGCGCUGCUCGGUGGACCGGGGGGACCCGGUGACCGGUGCCGGGAAGGGGCGGCUGUUCUGCGGCGACGUUGGCCAGAACAAGUACGAGGAGGUGGACAUCAUCCAAAAGGGAGGCAACUAUGGAUGGCGGGCCAAGGAGGGCUUCUCCUGCUAUGACAAGAAACUCUGCGCCAACUCCUCCCUCAAUGACAUCCUGCCAAUUUUUGCCUAUCCUCACAAGCUGGGCAGAUCGGUGACAGGUGGCUACGUCUACAGAGGCUGUGAGAUGCCCAACCUCAAUGGGCUCUACAUCUUCGGAGACUUCAUGAGCGGUCGCCUCAUGGCUCUGAAAGAGGAUGCUGUCUCUGGGAAGUGGCGCUAUCAAGAAAUCUGUAUGGGCAGUGCGCAAAUUUGCAACUUCCCCAAGGUCAUCAAUAACUACUACCAGUACAUCAUUUCAUUUGCUGAAGAUGAGGCAGGCGAACUUUACUUCAUGUCCAGCGGAAACCCCAGCGCUUAUGCACCAGCGGGGACACUGUACAAAUUAGUCGACCCUUCCCGCCGUGCGCCGCCAGGGAAAUGUCGCUUUAAACCUACGCCUGUGACUGUGAAGGGGAAGUUGAUUCGUUUUCGUCCGAAGGAAAAACUCAUUGAUGACUCCAUCGGCACCACCCCGGCACCUCCGAGAGCGACCACCGCCAGCCCCACGCCGACUGCUGGCCGCGCUCCAACGCAGAGGCCGAAAGCGACAGCGUCCCCGAGGGAGAGAGCCCGGCAUGCGACAUCUGCCCCCCGCCCAGCCGCUCCGAGUAGGCGCCGGCCGACACCGGGCCCGCCGAAGAGCACCACGUCCAGACCGGCCACCAGCAGUAGAUUGCCUAAACAGUCGGCCAAGCCCAGAGGGGGAGACAGGAGGAAGGGUCGGCCCAGCUCGGCGAGGAAGAGGAAGCGCACAAAGCCGCGGGAAGGUUAUGGACACACCACUCCCCUCUCCAGCGGAGGGAAGGCUUUCUCCAUCAUCUUUGCCUUGGUGGGGGUCCCACUGACGAUGUUGUUCCUGACGGUGCUGGUACAGCGGCUGAUGAUCUACCUGACGAGCCGUCCCAUCCGCCUGUGUCAGGAGAGGCUGGGGUACUCCAAGCAACAGGUGACCCGGGUCCACCUCCUGGUGUUGGCGCUGGUGGUUCUCAUCACCUUCUUCAUCAUCCCCUCGGCCAUCUUCAGCGCCAUCGAGAGGAAGUGGAGCUUCCUCGAUGCCUUCUACUUCUGCUUCAUCUCCCUCACCACCAUCGGCCUGGGUGACUACGUCCCCGCAGAGCAGAGCAAUCAACUGCUGCGCCCUCUCUACAAGAUCUCCGUCGCCUUCUUCCUCCUGUGUGGUCUCGCUGUGAUGCUGCUCUUCCUCCAGACCUUCCACGCCGCCGCUGGACUGCACGGCCUGACCGAGAUCUUCAAGCUGCCGCCGUCCGAGGGCGAAGAUGACGAGGGCGAGGGGUCCGUCCUGCAGCCAGGGCUGCCCUGCCCCUCCUCCCAGCCCAGCAAGGACCCCAAGCCACGGAGCCACGCUGAGCCCCCCUCCUACGAGUCCAUUCUGCCCCCUGUGAACCGGUGACGGUGGGAGAGGCAGGUGGGGGGGGGGAGGGGAGGCGAAUGGGGUCAGGGGUGAGGGGUCAUGCCCUGCCCUAUUUCCUUAGUGCCCAAUCAACUAGAACAUAGGGGGAGUAGGCCACUCAGCCCCUCCACAGUCUGCUAUACUCUUCAGUAACGUCAUGGCUGAUCCAAUCCCGCCCUUAACACCACCCUGUCCCACACCCACUGCGGUUCAAAUGUCUGUUGGAUUCUGCCUUGAAUAUAUUCCAUGUCCCCACCUCCACAGCUCGAGGUAAAAAAAAUUCCAAAGGUUCACGAUCCUCGGAGAGCGGGAAUUCUCCAUCUGAAAUGGGCGACCCAUUAUCGGAGUCAUGGAACAAUACAGCACGGAUACAGGCCCUUCGGACCAACCAGUCCAUGCUGACCACAGUGCCCACCUAGCUAGUCCCAAUUUCCUGCAUUUGGCCCAUAUCCUUCUAAGCCCUGUCCCUCCAUGUACCUAUCCAAGUGCUUCCUAAAUGAUCCUGUUGUGCCUGCCUCACCCACUUCCUCUGGCAGCUCGUUCCAUAAACUCACCACCCUCUGCGUGAAAAACUUUCCCCUCACAAGUCCCUUUCAAAUCUUCUGAAGCCACGUCCACUUGUUGUAGUUGCUCACACUGGACGGGAUCAUCCCCUCGGCAACCCCACCCCUCCCCAGAACCUUGUCUGUUUUAAUAAAACCACCUCUCGUUCUUCUAAGCUCCAUUGAGUGGGCCAGUACUUGUGAGGUGGGGGGGGGGGGGGGGGGAAGGUGUGGGCUCGUGAUUUGUUCGGGGGAACCUCCCUCCACCAUGCUCCCAGCAUCCUUUAUUUUGCCAGCCUUUGACCUCUCCUGAUGUCCCCAGUGACCUUGGAUCGAUGGUCCUGGGAAAUCUGGACUCUCCCCUCCUUCCAGUCUCCUCCACGACCACAGACACUGCCCCACCUCAUCUCCCUGAAGCUCUUUUGGUGAUUGGAAUGCUGCCAUUCCAGAAUCCGAGCUUGUUUAUUUGACUGUUGGAUUGUACUUCAAAAAGGGGAAAGUGCUUAUCUGCCACGGCCCUUCUAUCGAUGGCCUCCAACUCGGAGAGGGACAGUCGGCCUUCAUUUCCUGCCCCUGUAACCAGCUGUCCCGUCUGCCUGGGCCAUCUCGAAUCGCUCGAUGCCCCUGAAGUCGAACAGCUGACCAAGAUGUUGGGUAACCCACUCCCCUUGUGUUGCUCUCUCACCAGUCCACACAGGGUCUCUCUCCCUUUUCUGUUCCUUCCCCCUUCCCCCCCACCCCUGGGCUCAUUUCGUGCGCCCCCCCCCCCCCACAGCCUGGUCCCAUCUGCCCAUCAUUCCCCCCCACCAUCUGGUUCCACCUCUCUCUCUGCCUCCCUCUCACUCCUAUCUACCAGCUGUCUUCCCUCGGCGCACUCAGUCCUGAUGUAGGGACUUGACCCGAAACGUCAACCAUCCCUCUGCCUCCACGGAUGCUGCCCGACCCGCUGAAUUCCUCCAGCGGUUUGUUUUUAGCUGACCAAACAUGUUCACACCCUGGGCUGAACUUCAAACCCCAGGACCUAUCCGUUGCCCAGACCUGACGGCAGAAUCUUGGGCCGUUCCUUGCUGGAGAUGGGAAAACCCUUGUCCUCCAGCCUUCACACCUCAAGCCAUUCGACACUGAGCACCAUCCCCUUCAUCCAUGAUGACCGCCCUGGCUUGUGUUGAGAGGUUAUUAAGUUACUGCUCCAAAAGGUGACUGCUGGACCCUGCGUUCCAGCCCUACACCACACCAACAUCAACUGGGCGGCUUGGUCACGUAGCAGGUAGUGCUGCUUCCACACCGCUCCAGUGAUCUGGGUUCAAUCCCGACCUCCGGCGCUCUGUGUGUGUGGAGUUUGCACGUUCUCCCAGUGACCGUGUGGGCUUCCCCCGGCUUUCUUCUCUCAACCCCCAUCCAAUCCAACACUUAAAUGAUAUGUUUCCGUCCGAUGGAGGUGAAGGCUCGGCUAGAUCAAUAAAAACUACUGCAAGCUCCUUGUUUC